GGAAAAUGAGACAUUUGUGCAGUCGCGCUGUAAAUGUGAAAGUGUUCGGUUGCGUGAGUCCUGUGUCGUCGCGUUGAGUUGAGUCCUUCGGAGGAUUCCUCGCUUGCCCCAAAAUUCAUUUUCUUUUCGGCCCUAUCUCAUGAUCCGUGCAUAAUUGAGUAGACGAACGUUCGCGUAGAAUGGCUUCUCUGACGGGCCUCCGCCGCCUCUUCCACUGGGGACCAAUCAUCGCCCUAAGCAUAAUCAAGUGUGUCACGUUAAUGACCUUGUACAUGAGUAACAUGUGGUGGCCGCCGAACACGGUUGGCGGGCUCCUGAAUAAGUUCCUUUUCCUGCUGCUGUCUUCGCUGACUGUUUUCAAUUUCUUGAUGGCCACGUUCACAGGAGCCGGCUACUUGGAACUCGGAUGGAAACCGAAGGAUGAAAACGAUACGAAGUUCUUACAAUAUUGUAGCGUAUGUGAGGGUUACAAAGCGCCACGUUCUCACCAUUGUCGGAAAUGUAAUCGUUGUGUUAAGAAAAUGGAUCAUCAUUGUCCGUGGAUAAACAACUGUGUUGGCUGGGCGAAUCAUGCAUAUUUCACCAGUUUUCUUGCAUUCGCUGUUAUCGGAUCGAUUCAGGCGUCUAUCAUAUUAGUAGGAUCAUUUUAUCGAGGAAUUCAUCGCCAGUGGUAUUUGUAUCAUGGACAAUUUCAGCUUGCUACAGUACAUUUCGGACUUUGGAGCUUGAUAUUAUGCAUAUUUAGCUUGGGGUUAGCGAUAGGAGUUGUAAUCGCAGUGGGAAUGUUGCUUUAUUUUCAAAUACGCGCUAUCAUGAGAAAUCGGACGGGAAUUGAAGACUGGAUUCUGGAAAAAGCCAACUACAGACGCGAAGGCACUUCCGAAAAAUUUGUGUACCCCUACGAUUUGGGGGUCAAAGAAAACAUUUUCCAAGUAUUAAGCUUAACUUGCACGCCGAUUGGCGACGGUAUAACUUGGAAAGUGAGAGACGAUUGUGAUCAAUACACGCUCACAUGUGAACAAAUUGCCCAGAAAGCGGAAAAACGAGCCCGCACCCGCGUGUACAAAAUCAUACGACCCGCCACCGGAAGCUACAUCCCUUUAUUUUCUCAAGGCUUUAAGGUUUGCUUGUCCCCGCCUUGCACCGACGAGCCCCGUAUAAAGCUAGAAGUCGGUGAUACUGUCCGUGUGACACGAUGGCGAAAGCACUGGCUCUUCGGUGAACGAGAAAGCCCAUCUUCUGUCGCCAUCAACAACGAAAAUACAACAUCGAAAUCCAAAUCGAAUUCGAUAUCGCCAAAAAGAUUGCCACGUGGAUGGUUCCCGCGUCGUUGCGCUGUGGAGCUUGUACAGCCUGAUGACGAUCGAGGUACCAUUCAAUAUAACGAAGAUGAAGAGAUCAGUGGUAGUUACGAUCAACACCAAGAAAGCGACGAACAUAAUCAUGUAGACUGUCAAGAGGAGAAAAAAACUAAAUAGAGCGAAUUUUAGAUACUUGUAAGUAUACUGCUAUGCUUGGAAGACCGUUAAAGACGACUACCUCAACUCAUUCUCUAAACUAAUAUCACAGUCCUCGCAGAUUCUUAUACUAUACUAAACUAUUUUAAUUCAACAUAUCUCUUCCUCUCCCGCAUUGAAGACUCCUCCUCUUCCUAUUGUAAUCCCAGUCGUCCAAUGUUAGCACUUCCGACAUUUCUAGUAUGCCUUAGUUUCUGCCCGCAUCAUCUUGAAGAAUAUCUUUGCCUGUCUGAUAAAUAUCCAGCAACAUUUUGUGAAUAUCGCAGUCAUAGGUCGACAUCAAUUAAUUGUAAUGACAAAAUUAUGGUUAAGCUUAGGAACAUGUUCUCUUCUAUCUACUUAAUUAUUGUAUUUUUAAUUUAGUAUACGGUGAUAUUUUUUGUAAUUUUAUUAACGAAAAGAGAAAAUAUAUCAGAGAAAUAUUUUAUAACAUUGAAAAAA
Messenger RNA from Hermetia illucens (black soldier fly), 1958 nucleotides. RefSeq names its product palmitoyltransferase ZDHHC6. NCBI's taxonomy places the organism in Eukaryota, Metazoa, Arthropoda, Insecta, Diptera, Stratiomyidae. Gene Ontology annotation, biological process: protein palmitoylation. Gene Ontology annotation, molecular function: palmitoyltransferase activity. Bases 180 to 1478 code for a protein of 432 amino acids. Gene Ontology annotation, cellular component: Golgi apparatus. The transcript has 6 exons. The record is from RefSeq and is a predicted model, not a curated record.